GUUUGCAGUCCCCCCCUAUAUCAUCCUGGCCAGAUGUGAGCUCCGAGUUACAGACAACUCACAUUCAGAGAAGACUGUCACUUCUUGGAUCUGUACAUCCAGCACAGCAGCAGACAUGAAUGCAAAAUACGCCUUGGCACUCAUCCUCACUCUGCAGGUCUCCAUGAGCCUGUGUGAUGUUCCAGCACCAGAUCAGGAGCUUGUUGAAAAGUAUGACCAGCUGAAAUCUGUGUUCUACAAGAGGCUGCUGAAUGCUUAUGGCAAGCUUCAGGCCGCUGCUUCUCCACUUGUGGAGAGAGUGGGUGACAGUCAGCAGAGUCAGGCUGCCAAGGACUACAUUGAGGAGCUGAUGGCCAAGCCUGAGUUCCAAGCCGUCGUCAAGGUUGCCACUGGUCUGGGUCAGGAGGCAGCUCCUCUGGCAGACAAGGCCCGUUCCACAGCCCUGGGUCUGUAUGGUCACUACAUGCGUCCCGUCGUCGGCGACUACCUGAGCGAAGCCAUCGAUCGUAUCAAGGUGUAUCUGGAUAAAUACAUGCCCGCUGAGUAAAGAAGACCAAAUACAGCAAACCCCCUGCCACCAGCCUGUAAUAGAUAAUAGCUCAUAGAAAUUACAUCAAUUUAGGCUGAGAAGAGCAAUGUACAAUGCAUCCUUUGCUUCUUUUCCAGUUAAUAUCUUUGCCAAAGGGAGCAAAGUUAAAAGCAUGUCAAACAUGUCAACACCAUCUAUGCAAAAUUGUGCAUGUACAGUAUUUUGUGUUUGAUACACUAACCAUAGUCUUUGUGUGAUUGUGUAUGUAUAUGUGUGAGUGCGUUCAAUAAAAUGAACUGGAAACAA
Messenger RNA from Scomber japonicus (chub mackerel), 835 nucleotides. It is a transcript of the gene apoa2, whose product is annotated as apolipoprotein A-II. The transcript has 4 exons. Lineage: Eukaryota; Metazoa; Chordata; Actinopteri; Scombriformes; Scombridae. The coding region runs from base 116 to 547 and encodes 143 amino acids. The record is from RefSeq and is a predicted model, not a curated record.